AUGACAACGAAUCGGGUUUUGUUGGGUCAACAUAGUCCUAGUGAUCUGCUGGAUAGUUACUCGUCCUCGUCUACUACGGGAUUACCAGAUAUAGACGAUGAUCUUGAAGCCGGUGAUACAAAAAGAACAGAUUCAUACUUUAGUGAGUUAUUUGAUCCUAUUAAACUGUCGAACAAUUCAGAGCGGAAUCGUGAUACUCGAAUUGACACAGAUGCUGAUACAUUAACCAACACAUCAACGAAACGAAGUUUGUUCUAUGGGAGGCUAAAUACUGUACGCUCUAUUGCAAGUAAGAAGUUUACCGCUACUGUAGAUGAGCAAGCCGCCCAAGAGGUGUUACAUUCGGAUCCCUCGACCAAGGACACCAACACAAGCAACCACACCCUCAGUACAAACGAUUUACUUCAGGAAGAUAAAUCAGCAGCACGAAGGUUAAAAGAGCCAGUGACUAUUAAUAAAUUGUCCGUUGGAUCAGUCACUACGGAUAGAGCCAACACAGAAAUGACAUCCGAAAAGGAAAAGAUGCACGAAAGAGUACUGACUAUGAUGAAAAGGCCCUCCCUGCUUACAAGUUCUAUGCUGUCAUCAAGAAAAUCUUCGAGGGUAGCGAGUGGCUCGGUAGAUUAUUCAAUUUCAAUUCCCUCCCUAAGGACAAUGAGUGGUGCAGAUAGGCGAAGGCUGAAAGAAAAAUUACAUGCUAUAGAUAAUGAACAACCUGGCCAAAGCCCAAGAUCCUUAACGCCUGAAAUAGUACACAAAAGGCUCUCAUCCUCAGCUGAUAUGCUGCUGGAAGAAGGCAUCCAAAUCAGUAAACUCCACGAACUGAAGAGGCCAAUUGUUGAUUUGGAAAAGAACUCUUCUGUACGUUCGUUUGACGGAUCCGAUACCAAACGUGAAGAAUCCAUUACUGACGUGUAUUGCAUUCCAGCGAUAAUACUUCUUUUUUUUGCAGGCCUAUUUGUGCCAGCAAUAUUUUUUAUGAUAGCAGGCGGUAGAUAUUCAGGUGUAUCUGAUUUCUCUCUUGCCAGCCUUGUUCUUAACACAAAAUAUCGACCAAAAUCAGCUCAGCGCCAUUCUGGGUACGCCAAACUACGCUGGUUUCGAAUUAUGGCCCUGAUUGUAGGCUUAUUAGAAACUUUGGCGUUGAUGGCAGUGAUUGCCAUCGUCCUUGGCCUACAUUUGUUAGGGCGGUAG
Eremothecium sinecaudum is the source of this 1194-nucleotide messenger RNA. RefSeq names its product Bud8p (gene BUD8). NCBI's taxonomy places the organism in Eukaryota, Fungi, Ascomycota, Saccharomycetes, Saccharomycetales, Saccharomycetaceae. The coding region runs from base 1 to 1194 and encodes 397 amino acids. The record is from RefSeq and is a predicted model, not a curated record. The transcript has a single exon.